Drosophila bipectinata is the source of this 1239-nucleotide messenger RNA. Its product is annotated as WD repeat-containing protein 91. Gene Ontology annotation, cellular component: early endosome membrane; late endosome membrane; extrinsic component of endosome membrane. Gene Ontology annotation, molecular function: phosphatidylinositol 3-kinase inhibitor activity. NCBI's taxonomy places the organism in Eukaryota, Metazoa, Arthropoda, Insecta, Diptera, Drosophilidae. Gene Ontology annotation, biological process: negative regulation of phosphatidylinositol 3-kinase/protein kinase B signal transduction; early endosome to late endosome transport. The record is from RefSeq and is a predicted model, not a curated record.
UUGUGCAGUUUGGUCAGUCUAAAAAAGCAAAAACAAAGUUUUCCUGGAACGAAUUUUUGCAAUUUUUACCAAAAUGACGCAGGUGGCUUUUCUGGACAACCUGCUGAGGGAGUACCUAGUUUUCCGUGGGUUUUCCAGUACCCUGAAGGCCCUUGAUUUGGAGCAACGCACGGAGAAGGACCAACACUUUCGGGCGGAGCGAAUUCUCGAGCAGUUCCAAAACGCAAUCCAGGCCUACGACCUUCAGGCCCUUCGCAGUCUUUGGCUGCACCUGGACAACAACCUGUUCUCAAAGCUUGAGCAUACCUACGCUGUGGCUGUGAAAAAACUGGAGAACAGCUUACUAAAGUAUUAUCUGGUCACGGCAUACAGUAAUAAUCGACACGAUAAGGUCUCGGAUUUCUUCACAAAGAUGGCUGGAGAGCUGCAGCAGCAUAGUGAGUGGAAGGAUUGGUUCUAUUUUCCGUUCUGCCGAAAUGCGGAGGAGUCACCCACGUUUGCUCUGUUCUUCACCAAGCAGUGGCAGGAUACACUGCUCCUUUCGCUUCAAAACUUUCUAACCACCGUCUACCAAUGUCUGCCGCAACCCACAUUUGUGCGGGCCGAGCAGGAGGCGGCUCAUAUGCAACGCCUCAGCGACGACAAUGCUGGUCUUCGCACCCGACUGCUUCACCUGCAACAGGAACUCCACCAAGUGACCCAGCAACAAUCGGGAACGGGAGCAGUCAGCGGAAGUUCCCUUAGUGGGGAUGCGGGUGCUCGGCGGAGGAGCGUCUAUCGACCGCAACAAAGCCUCAGUGACAUCUUGCCCUUUGACAUUAGUCCACCCGGUCACAUCGUGGACGACUUUUGCAUUAUUGCCUCUGAGGCGAAUAGUGUGAGCCAGGCUAGCGACGCCCAGGCCCGGGGACUUAAGCAGCUUAUCCGCAACAUAGGGUCUGGCGGCUCACCCGUGAUGGGUCGCAAGGAUCAGGCUGCUGGUUCAGUCGGAGACAAGUCGAGCAAACGCAGAUCGGGAAGCGUGGGCCGUAGUUGGAUUUAAUAUAGUCUGUAGAGCUCAGGGUCGAUAGUUAUGGCAUUCCCGACAACAUUCCCUAAUCAGUUUAUAUUUCAAAAGUACUAGGCCUGCAUCCUUAUAUUUUUACUGUUAUCAGCAAUUAUGAUUUUUUUAAACAUUUUUAUAAUUGACAUUUAGUUUAGAUAAGUAUAAUUUAUCGUAGAUAAGUCUCUUUUAUAUAA